This is a messenger RNA of Vollenhovia emeryi, 1068 nucleotides long. RefSeq lists its product as uncharacterized. Gene Ontology annotation, molecular function: ubiquitin binding. The record is from RefSeq and is a predicted model, not a curated record. Gene Ontology annotation, cellular component: phagophore assembly site. The coding region runs from base 253 to 861 and encodes 202 amino acids. The transcript has 3 exons. Gene Ontology annotation, biological process: macroautophagy. Lineage: Eukaryota; Metazoa; Arthropoda; Insecta; Hymenoptera; Formicidae.
AGAAAACCCGGCCCGUCUCGCACAACACUGGCGGAGUCGCUCGGGAGAAUGACAUUUAAAAUCCGUGACUGAGUGCACGACGAGGACGACGACAACGACGACGGCGACGACGACGGCGACGGCGACGGCGAAGAGGAGGAGGAGGAGGAAGAAGAAGAGUGUACGCAGGUUGACAGCACGUUGACAGCCUCAACAGCCCGUCACAUGGGGCGUUAAGUCGUCGUGGGGGCCGUUCGAGAAGUCAGCGCGAUCAUGGACCUCAACAACGAUCUGGACCAGCACUUGCUGCACCAGUUUAGCUGUCUGGGCACCACGGACAAAGACGACUUGGUGAAGCAGCUGCAGAAGCUGCUGGCCGACAGCCACCUGAACGAGACCACCGCCGCGUUCUUCCUUGACAUGAACAAUUGGAAUCUGCAAGCGGCGAUAUGCAGCUACAUUGAUUUCGGAAAUCCCUUCAACACACCGUGCAUGACGUUGAUAUGCGAUAGCACGAUCGGCGAGGGAGAGGCCGUGCCGCCUAACACAAACUUUCAAAAGUCGUGGCGAGUGCAGAACAGCGGUACCGAGGCGUGGCCCAACGGGAUUCACCUGCAGCAUUCCAGCGGUGUGCAAAUGGGUUGCGCGCGGAUACCCGUUCCACCGCUGGGACCCAAGGAGAUCAUGGAAUUGAGCGUGAUGUUGAAAAGCCCGGUCGAGACCGGCAUGCAUCAGAGUAAAUGGAGAAUGAUGACGCCCAACGGCGUCUACUUCGGUGAUGUUAUUUGGGUGAUCAUCACGGUGAACGAAUGCGGCACAUUGGCGGUUACUCAACAGUUGCAUCAGUUAAGUACACAGUCCAAUGAUGUACAAAUGUGCUAGCCUUUGACGUACAAAAGUUUCCCCUAAGAAAGAUUUACGGAAUAUUGUAUAAGAAACGUCUCUCAGAUUGUGAGAAUCGACAGUUGUUUCUAAAUUUUGUAUAGAUCGCUUUUUUCACAACGGAGUUUGUCGCCGCUCGUGCACCUCAUAAGACGAAGGAAAAUGUUGUGUAGCAAGGAUAUUACCAUUAAUAAAUAAUGCAAUAGA